Molecule: messenger RNA, 2500 nt
Organism: Oncorhynchus nerka (sockeye salmon)
Lineage: Eukaryota; Metazoa; Chordata; Actinopteri; Salmoniformes; Salmonidae
Product: potassium voltage-gated channel subfamily A member 10-like
Exons: 1
Coding region: 159-1856 (565 amino acids)
Biological process (GO): potassium ion transmembrane transport; protein homooligomerization
Cellular component (GO): membrane; voltage-gated potassium channel complex
Molecular function (GO): delayed rectifier potassium channel activity; protein binding
Source: RefSeq, a predicted model, not a curated record
AGGAGAUGGCAUCUUAAAUCAGACCACCCUGUUGAAUACACCUGUCUGAAUGCUCUUCGGGAACAAGGAGACCGUGGCAGGAUCAUCAGGCUGGUUGUGGCGUCGCCCCAGUCCCAUCUCACUGAGGAACAGAGGAGUGCACCGAGAAACGCACAGUGAUGGAGGUGCCACUGGUGAACUUUGAGAACAUGGAUGAUAUCGGCAUCAACAUGGGCGACCCCAGUGACUCGGGGUACCCCACUUCGCCCACCUCAGAGGCGGUGCCUGAUCAAAACCUAGUCACCAAUCGUGUGACGUCACAAAAUUCGGCACAGCACCAUGGGCACCAGAUCAGGCCUGAGGGGUUUUCUCCCUCUACACCGCCUACACUGACUGCUAAAGGACAAUCUAGAUGCAACAGUCUGCUGUCCAACUUCAAACUCCUGAUGAACAGUGAGGGCUCGCCGAUUGACAGCAUCUUCAAUCAGCUGGUUCAGGAGUGCCGUGACAACGAAGAAGACCUGUUUGGUGAGAAGCUGGAAGUGAAGGACGGGAAUCAGAAAGUGGUCAUCAAUAUUUCAGGCAUGAUGUUCGAGACACAACUCAAAACACUAUCACAGUUUCCAGACACCCUGCUAGGAGACCCCGCGAAAAGGAUGUACUACUUCGACCCCAUGAAGAAUGAGUACUUUUUCGACAGGAAUCGUCCAAGCUUCGAUGGGAUCUUGUACUUCUAUCAGUCUGGGGGCAAAAUUCGAAGACCGGUCAACGUCCCCUUAGAGAUUUUUGCAAAAGAGAUUGUUUUCUACAAAUUAGGAAAAGAAGCUAUGGAACAGUUCCGUGAAAUUGAGGGGUUCAUAACAGAACCCGAGCCGCUGUUGCCCACCAACGAGGUCCAUAAGCAGUUUUGGCUCCUUUUUGAGUAUCCAGAGAGUUCCAGUGCAGCUCGGUCAGUGGCCCUGGUGUCUGUCUUUGUCAUUGUCAUCUCCAUCUUCAUUUUCUGCCUGGAAACUCUUCCAGAGUUCCGUGAUGACGUAGACUUUAUCACCACCUUUUCCCUGGGUCUCAAUGGAACUCAGGAAGGACCUGCUUCAGUACAAAACAACUUAUUUACCUAUUUCACAGACCCCUUUUUCAUUGUGGAAACUAUCUGCAUAGUUUGGUUCUGCUUUGAGCUUGGUGUACGCUUUGUAGUCUGCCCGAGCAAAAGUGACUUCUUCCACGACAUUAUGAACACCAUUGACAUUGUCUCUAUAAUCCCCUAUUUUGUAACCAUGGUGACAGAGCUGUGGACCACGCCAGAUACAGACAUCAACUCCAGCCAGAACAUGUCACUGGCCAUCUUACGCAUCAUCCGACUAGUGCGAGUCUUCCGAAUCUUCAAGCUCUCACGGCACUCCAAGGGGCUUCAGAUCCUGGGCCAAACCCUGAAAGCUAGUAUGAGGGAGCUCGGUCUGCUGAUCUUCUUCCUCUUCAUUGGAGUCAUACUCUUCUCCAGUGCCAUCUACUUUGCUGAGGUGGACGAGCCCCAAACACAGUUUGUUAGUAUCCCUGACGGGUUCUGGUGGGCUGUGGUGACAAUGACCACUGUGGGAUACGGGGACAUGUGUCCUACUACUCUGGGAGGCAAAAUGGUGGGGACUCUUUGCGCCAUUGCCGGCGUGUUGACCAUCGCCUUACCCGUCCCUGUUAUCGUCUCCAACUUUAACUAUUUCUAUCACCGGGAGACAGAGCAAGCAGAGAAACAAGUGAUUGAUGAUGCGACAGAGGCGGCUCAGAAAGUAUCUGACGCAAACAGAUAUGAGUAUGUUAGUGCAACCUCUCCUAGCAUGAGCAAAAUCAAUGGUAGAGUGCAGGAUGACAGGAAUGACAUGUAAUCUGUUUAUCAUUGAAGUUAUUAUAACCAAGGGUAUGACAAACUAAGAAAUCAAACAUAUCUAAAUACUAAAAUGCACUGAUUUAAUUGUUGUUUCUGUAUUUUAUAUUCCAUUCAUAGCAGCGUUUGUGCACAUGGUAUAGUAUUCAUCUCUCACAAUAUUCAAAAUAAGAAGCUAAUAUUAGUUAUCAGCCUGACUGAUCUGCAUGUGGAUGUGUCAAAAUGCAAUUAAGAUUAUGUAUAAACAGUUACAGCAAAAAAAACAUUUACAGUUUGAACUGGACAGAUCUUGAGUGUAUGUGGCAUACAAAUCCUGCAGUUGUAUUUGGCAUGGCAUGAUGAUACCUUAGCAUCAGGCAAUUGUGUUCAUUCAAUUGUUUUCAUGAAAAAUAUAAAUUACACUGUGAACUACAUUUCAUUUUCAAAAGACAUGAGCAAGAAAAACACCCUUGGAUCAGGGCUUAUGUUACACCACAUGUUCAUGGUAUACUUUCAUGGCAUACACCAGUAAGUGCAAAACAUGCUGUCGGCAACUCUAGUUUUUGACACUAUUAUGCUGCGGUAGUUUUAUCCCACUAGCAUUCUAAUAACGCAGUAGUUUUAUCACACAAUCUAUGUAGACACUAACUAGACCCUUUAGGGCAG